Gossypium arboreum is the source of this 984-nucleotide messenger RNA. Its product is annotated as probable lysophospholipase BODYGUARD 4. The coding region runs from base 34 to 984 and encodes 316 amino acids. Lineage: Eukaryota; Viridiplantae; Streptophyta; Magnoliopsida; Malvales; Malvaceae. The transcript has 2 exons. The record is from RefSeq and is a predicted model, not a curated record.
UUAAAUCCAAGCUAAAGUCUUCAAACCAAAUAGAUGCUGAAUCAAAUCACCAGUUUCCUUUCCAUGUCUGAUUCAACUUUCCUAGUAAAAUGGAGAAGAAAAUGUGCCAAACACCUCCUCUCAGUUCCCAACUUUGUGGUGUUUUCAUAUCUUGAUUUUCUUGAUUCUGUUUUCUGUGUCAUAUACAAACAUCUUGACUUGUUAUUUGAAGGGAAGGCCUCUCCAUGUUACUGCACAACCAAAAAGAUUGAUAUCAAUGGCCAAUUGUCUGAUGAUAAUGAGAUAUCAGAGACUUUGCAAUACGGGAAAAGAAAGAAAUUGAAGGAAUUGGUUGUUUUACUUCGAUUUGUGGAAGAUUUGUUGAACAAAAGCAAAGGCUUUGAAGCUAUAAAUAGUUCGAAGAAUCGCAAAAAUGGUGAUUUUUAUAGGGUUGGAAAUAGGUGGUCUGAUUGUGGGUGUGAUUCUUGCAUCUCUUGGAUGAAGACGGAUGAUCCCAAGCUUCAUGUUGAGGUGAACAAGGCUUCUUCACAAGCCAUUGGAAAUCCAAAUCGAACUGAAAACGUGAUAUUCAUACAUGGGAUACUAAGUUCUUCAUCGUUUUGGACAAAAACACUUUUUCCAAAGCUGUCAGAAUCAAAGAAGAUAAAAGAGUACCAGAUGUAUGCAGUAGAUAUUUUGGGACAUGGAAAAAGUCCAAAGCCAAGAGACAGUUUAUACACAUUAAAAGAGCACGUGGAAUGGAUUGAGAAAUCAUUAGUCUCUGAAUAUAAGUUAAGUUCAUUUCAUGUGGUUGCUCACUCGAUGGGCUGUAUUAUUGGAUUAGCCUUAGCUGCAAAGCACUCCACUUCCCUCAAAUCUAUCACCCUUGUUGCCCCUGUAAGUAUAUAUAUAUUGUUUCAAAUUUUUUUUAAAUUUAUCAAUGCCUUUUUUUUAAUAUUAAAAUUGAAUGGUUUCAGCCAUACUUUCCAUCAAAGGAAGGAGUAG